UCGGGAGGCGCGGGGCGGGCUUUAGCGGCAGCAUCAUGGCGGAGCCGGGCGCGGACGGCGGCGCGGGGCCGCGGUACCGGGGCGGGCUGCACCCCGACACGUGGGAGCAGGAGCUGGAGUCCAUCCCCAUGUUCAUGAAGCAGUGCCCGGCCGAGAUCGACGCGGCGCGGCAGCCCGACCUGGCGUGUCUGCAGUCCCUGCUCUUCGACGAGGAGCAGGGCCCCGCAGAGCUGGCCAGGAUGUACAGGAACGAAGGGAACGAGUACUUCAGGGAGAAGGAGUACGAGAAAGCUGUCAUUGCCUACACCGAGGGGCUGAAAAAGAAGUGCGAGGACCCGGAGAUGAACGCCGUGCUGCACACAAACCGGGGGGCUGUACAGUUCUACCUGGGUAACUACCGUUCUGCUCUUAAUGAUGCCAUCCAAGCAACAAAGCUAAAGCCCACCCACCUCAAAGCAAUUAUAAGAGGAGCCCUCUGUCACUUGGAGCUAAAGAAUUUCUCUGAAGCAAUAGCAUGGUGUGAGAAGGGCUUGCAAAUAGAUUCAAAAGAGAAAAAGCUUGUGGAAGUGAGAGCUAAAGCUGACAAGUUAAAGCGAGCUCAGGAGCGGGAUGCAAGGAAAGCAAAGGUGAUGGAGAAGAAGGAACAGUGUGAAAAGGAAAUUUUGCUUGCAGCAAUAAAGGAAAGAAAUAUCAAGCUGGUUCUUGAGCCUUCAAAUGAAGAAGAGGAAAUAUCAGAUGGCCUGGCUGAGAUAUCCUUAGAUGGGUUCCACUCUGACAACGCCACAGGGGCAAAAGUGCACUUAGAUGCUGAUGGCAACCUGAACUGGCCUGUCCUCUUUCUGUACCCUGAGCACGAGCAGACAGACUUCACUGUGGCUUUCCAUGAGAACUCCAGGUUUAUUGAUCACCUAAUGGUGAUGUUUGCGGAGUUACCUCCUUGGGAUUUAGAAAGAAAAUACCUUCCCAGCAAUCUCGAGCUUUAUUUUGAAGAUGAAGAAAGAGCAGAAAUGUACAAGCUGAACCCAGAACACACGUUGCUACAAGUGCUGCAGCACGAGAGAGCCAUGUGUGGACCUCGUCAUCGUUUGUGAACCAGCUGCAGUGGAGCAGAACAGGACCCUACAGAGGAAGGGAUCUGGGCUACAGCCAGCUUGUGUUUUAAAGCAAGAGGCUACCUGGGUUGUUUGUUCAUCACUGAGCAGUUUGCUGGGGUGGUACAUGGCAAAUAGAGUCAGGUUGAGGAAGGCACAAGUGGGGCUGAUAGGGAAGUAGUAGGGGAAGAGCUUGCUCUGGAUGAAUCCCAGACUGGUUUGUGUUGGAAAGGACCUUAAAGCUCAUCCAGUUCCAACCCCCUGCCACGGGCAGGGACACCUUCCACUAGAGCAGGUUGCUCCAAGCCCCUGUGUCCAACCUGGCCUUGAACACUGCCAGGGAUGGGGCAGCCACAGCUUCUCUGGGCACCCUGUGCCAGCGCCUCAGCACCCUCACAAGGAAGAACUUCUGCCCAAGAGCUCAUCUCAAUCUCCCCUCUGGCAGGUUAAAGCCAUUCCCCUUGUCCUGUCCGUACAGGCCCUUGUCCAAAGCCCCUCUCCAGGUUUCCUGGAGCCCCUUUAGGCACUGGAGCUGCUCUAAGGUCUCCCCUUCAGGCGCCUUCUCUUCUCCAGGCUGCCCCAGCCCAGCUCUCUCAGCCUGGUUCCAGAGCAGAGCUGCUCCAGCCCUCGCAGCAUCUCUGUGGCCUCCUCUGGCCUCGCUCCAGAUGAAGCCAUAGGUGAGGCAGGGGAGGCAGCUGCCCACCACAAACCCUACAAGGGGUAGGUCCUAGCUCAAAGCCCCAUUAGACCUACCAUUGGAGUGGGAACACACAGCGCUGUGCAUGGACCACAACCCACCAGCCACAAAGGUCACUUAGAUCUGCAUUGGCAGGAGGUGGAGAGUAAAACCAGGUGAGGCCUCUUGGUCAGGGAGAAAUCAUCUGUUUAAAACCAGCAAGUUUCUGCACUCUUUAACCAAAACCCCUCAGGGCCUGGCCAGUUCCCAGGCUCACCCCACUGCCCCAGACCCCUGCAGGCACAAGCAUGCGAGCAAGGGCAGCAGCGGGUGGAAAGAGGCUUUGCAGGAGCUGCCUGCUCUGCUACAAAGAGCUCUCUGGAAAUUAAUUAAAACAAAGCUCUGGGAGCAGCCCAUCAGUUGUGCUGCCUGCUUCAUCCCUCCUCCUCCCCUCGGCCAGCCGCCUCAGGGCAUGAGUUACAGCAGGGGAUAGCCUUGAGAGAGAUGCUGCCAUCUAAUUACAUCCCACUCCCCCUGCAAAACAGAUAAAUACACACUGUGAUUUCAUAUAUCAAUUUCAUGUGUUUAUUUAGGGACCUAUAAAAUCAGGUCCUUGAAACCAUCUCUGGCAGCAUCAUGUACUGCAGAAGGUGCUUGGAUCCUACCUGGAGUGCUGUAAAUCCUCUGCUGUCUUCACAGUGUUUUCUUUACUGAAAGCUUCAUAGCAUUUCCAGGGUGCUUCCCCACUCCAUAGAAUCCCAGACUGGUUUGGGUUGGAAGGGACCUUAAAGCUCACCCAGUUCCAGCCCUCUGCCACAGGCAAGGACACCUUCCACUAGAGCAGGUUGCUCCAAGCCCCGUCCAUCCUCCAGCAGCCCUCUUCAUGGCACAAUGGCAGGGACCCAGAGAAGGCAGCCGUGGUCCUUUGGUGGAGGCUUUGUUCCCUGCAUUAUCCUGUGGAGGAGGGCAGUGAUGGGUGCUGUAGGCAGCCAGCAUGGAGCACUGAUGGUCCCAGAGUUCCAGAUCUGCCUUUCCAAAUCAUUUCCCUCCGUGCAGGAAUUACAGCCAAGAGAACAAAGGCAGCUGGGUGGUUUUAUGCAAAGAAGCUGCAGCCAGGAGGGUUGUUCAGAGCAGGGAUAACACCCUGCAGGGAUUUCUGUCUUUUUAAGGGAAACAGGAACAGCCACUGAUUGCUAAACUGGCCCUAGAGCCAUGCGGUUGGUGGGGAGGGCAAGCAGGAAGCUCUGGUAAGGGCAGGGUGCUCCCAACAGGCUCUAGUGCACCACUAGCAGGUCCCUCCUUCCUUGGGAGCUGGCUGUGGGAUGAGGCAGUUGGAGAUCAGUGCUCCAGGGAUGCUUCAAACCACCCAACCCUGCUAUCCCCCAUGCCAGCAGAUGCUGCAGGACUGUGAUUUCCUCCCCAGUUCACAUAAACCUCAAUGUCUUUCACACCACUGCAGCUCCCUGUCGUACCCCCACGUCACUGCUGCUCCAUCACCCUGCGCCCCCAGGGACCCAGCCAGGCCGGGAUGAGGGCUGCCCCUAUUGAAAGCACAAUACUUAAAGAGAAGGAGAGGUCAGUUAAAGUUUAAUGUUCAGGGGAAUACAUCAUUCCCUGCACUUAAUCAACCAGCAGCCAUUCCUAACGAUAAGUAGAAAAGAUGGCUCGCAUCCCGGUGAUAAAGAGGCAGGAUUGCUCCGAGUUCGGGAGAUAAGAGGGCUCUAUAAAAAUUGGAUGUUUUGUACCAUGUUCAGCUUGAGACAACUUUAUCUUGUGGUGAUAGUGCAGCUGGGGGGUCGGGGCAGUGCCACGCCAGGCCUUGCACCGAGAUGCUUAUGAUGAGAAAUACAGCAGAGAUGGGGAGUUUAUGGCCAGUGGAGAGGGGCAGGAAGCUCCUUCUGCUUAUAAACCCAGUGGGGAAUUCGGGUGGCAAAGCACCUUCUUAGGGACUGGGUGUUGUAGAGAGGGAGAAGACACCCCGGGGUGCCUGGAAAAGACCCUGUGUUCAUUUCUGGUCCCCCACGACUUCAUCUUACCACAAGCACGGCAUCACCAUCGCUUGUGCAUGGUUAAGCUCUGCAAAAACCCUUGCUCGGGGUUCAGCACACAGGGCUCUGCUAGCAAAGAUCAUAGAAUCCCAGGCUGGUUUGUGUUGGAAAGGACCUUAAAGCUCAUCCAGUUCCAACCCACUGCCACAGGCAGGGACACCUUCCACUAGAGCAGGUUGCUCCAAGCCCCUGUGUCCAACCUGGCCUUGAACACUGCCAGGGAUGGGGCAGCCACAGCUCCUCUGGGCACCCUGUGCCAGCGCCUCAGCACUCUCACAGGGAAGAACUUCUGCCUUACAUCCAACCUAAAUCUCCCAUUUCAGUUUGAGCCCAGGUUUAACCUUGGCCAGAUGAGGCCAGAGGGCACGGCUGCUGCCUCAGGGCCAUGUUAAACCUGCUGUGCCCAAUGCUCUUCAUGCCC
This is a messenger RNA of Strigops habroptila (Kakapo), 4236 nucleotides long. It is a transcript of the gene TTC4, whose product is annotated as tetratricopeptide repeat domain 4. The coding region runs from base 36 to 1091 and encodes 351 amino acids. The transcript is spliced from 10 exons. Gene Ontology annotation, molecular function: Hsp90 protein binding. Lineage: Eukaryota; Metazoa; Chordata; Aves; Psittaciformes; Psittacidae. The record is from RefSeq and is a predicted model, not a curated record.